Molecule: messenger RNA, 1723 nt
Organism: Scophthalmus maximus (turbot)
Lineage: Eukaryota; Metazoa; Chordata; Actinopteri; Pleuronectiformes; Scophthalmidae
Product: E3 ubiquitin-protein ligase MARCHF9-like
Exons: 4
Coding region: 118-1128 (336 amino acids)
Biological process (GO): protein ubiquitination
Molecular function (GO): zinc ion binding; ubiquitin-protein transferase activity
Source: RefSeq, a predicted model, not a curated record
UAACAAUAGUAAUAAUAAUAAUGAUUAUUAUUAUUUAUGAGGGACUUGCCACAGUGAAGCCGAAGCCUGUUUUGUUUCACUGAGCACUUGUGUCAGUGUGAGUUAAGCUGCUGAAGAAUGUUGAAGUGUCCGAUCCGGCUGUUUUUCAAUGAACUCCGAGUGCUGCUGCUGAUGCGCUCCGGGUCGAGCGGGCGGACCGACGAGGGCACAGACCCGGACGCGCAGGCCAGGAUGCGAGGGCUCGCGAUAGGAGGCUGCGGUUGGCCGCCGCUCAGCUGCUCCCACCGGGACGAGGAGGAGCAUCACGGCUGUGACCCGCGGCCCCGCAGCCUGUCGCUGGAGGAGACACAAGGAGACAAGCCCCAGGGAGGAGGCCUGGACGCUGCGUCGCUCCCGAGUCCCCCGGAGAGCGGGACGCGAUCCCCGCAGUGCCGGAUCUGCUUCCAGGGGCCAGAGAAGGGGGAGUUGUUGAGCCCCUGCCGCUGUGAUGGCUCUGUGCGCUGUACCCACCAGUCCUGCCUUAUACGUUGGAUCAGUGAGAGGGGCUCCUGGAGCUGUGAACUGUGCUACUGCAAGUACCAGGUCCUGGCCAUCAGCACCAAGAACCCGCUGCAGUGGCAGACCAUCUCCCUGACUGUGAUUGAGAAGGUGCAGAUCGCAGCCAUUAUCCUGGGCUCUUUGUUCCUCAUGGCGAGUGUCUCCUGGUUGGUGUGGUCCUCUCUCAGCCCUUCAGCCAAGUGGCAGCGACAGGACCUUCUCUUUCAGAUAUGCUACGGCAUGUAUGGCUUCAUGGACAUCGUUUGCAUAGGCCUCAUAAUCCAUGAAGGAUCGUCUGUUUACCGGAUCUAUAAGCGCUGGCAGGCCGUGAACCAGCAGUGGAAAGUGCUGAAUUAUGAGAAAGCGAAGGACUUAGGUGACCGCGUCAGUUCCAGCAGUAAAGGCGCUGGUCGCAUUGAGAGGAACUCUGCUCACACUGUCACGGUCAGCGGACGGCGGGCGAGUCGGCAUGUCAGGACUAUUCUCCACCACCACUGUGGCUAUACUAUAUGGCACAUCCUCAGGCAGUUAAGACCCAGCAGCCUGCACAAUGCCAACCAUGAGGUGGUCAUGAGAGUGACCACUGUAUGAGGCUGGGUAAUAUACAGACAAAUGUGCUUCGAUGUUUAACGGGGAGAUAAAAGUAGUGAUUUGGAUUCAUAAAAAAAAAAAAAGAAAUCCUAAUCUUCCACACAAACACUGCCGUUUACUCUGAGUGUGAUAUUUUGUUUGUAGAUUCUUCCUGAGCUCAAAGUGGACUGUUGAAAAUAUUUCUGAAGUUUGAGCAAAGGGAGAACGCUGAUGUUUUUUUCUUUAAAGACAAAGACUGUGAAAACAUGUUUUGAAAAACAGAACAUUUUGAAAAAGGAAACUUUGGUUCUUAAAGCUAUUUACCUUCUUUUUUUACCACUAUGACCAAUGUUACACAAUACCAUUGAACUAUUUUUCUUUUACUUUGUCUUUUAGAUUUGGAUUGGACUCCAAAUAUAACUGAGAUUUGAUAGUGAAUAUGACUGUACAUAUACAACUAUGGUCCGAGCCUUCGAGGUUCUACCAUGAUCUGGUAGAUUUGAUCAGUUAUCAGGUGAAACUUGCACUGAUGGAUCAAACCCUAUAAAACAAUUGACACAUACACAAUUAAUGAAAAUAUACCCUCAAAGUACAUUUCAUGUUUUGUAAUAAAGAC